Messenger RNA from Spodoptera litura, 3726 nucleotides. The record is from RefSeq and is a predicted model, not a curated record. NCBI's taxonomy places the organism in Eukaryota, Metazoa, Arthropoda, Insecta, Lepidoptera, Noctuidae.
ACUAACUGCAAUCACCUAACCGUUGCCGCUAGUGACGAACGCGCGCAGCUAGGAUCGCGACGCAGGAGUUCGCGCGCGAUUUGCAUAUUAUUCAAAAUUCGAACACUGCGAAUAUUACGUUACGAACUGAUGUUUAUUUGAUUUAAAAAAAGAAAGUUUAUUUUUUUAAUAAAAUAGGUUUUAUUUCAUUAGACUGACUUUGUAAUAGACUAAGAAAAACGCAAGGGCCACUGCAAAUGAAGCCUAAGUGAAGUGUGAUGAUAAAAGGUUGUGAAUAAAUAUUAAUUAAAAGAUUCAAACAAAAAACUUAAGCAUUCGAGACAAUUCAAAAACCAGGAAAUCUUCAGUAUACAUGCGUCAUGAAAUGAAAAAAAAAAUCACUUGGAUACGCGUGACGUAGUCAUGGCUGUGGAUAGCAAAAAUGCGGAGAAUAACAAAACUGCUGAUAAAACUCUUAAUGUUAAUGGUGGUGACUUAAAUGGAACUAAUGUAAUUAAAAAUCGUUUUAGUAAAACUAAAGAAUUCGAUAAUAUGACAAACAUAAAGUUGGAUAAAGAACAUGAAAGUAACAAAAAUGAAAAAGUGGAAGAAGAAAGUUGGGAAGGACUAAGUCAUUUUCAAAAAUUAAGACGUAUGAUCUCUCUAAUUACUGUGGAACCUAUUUUGGCUUGCUAUGUGAUGCCUUCUGUUUUGUCUGUGCUUGCAACACAAAACCUUUAUUUAGAAAAAGCUUGUAGAGUGAACCUUCAAUUCGAUCACCAUAUUUGUGAUGCUUUGACUCGAAGAGAAACAGCCAAUUAUACUGCAGAAGAAGAAGCUGUACAGACGUUAGUGGCAUCAGUAACGGGUUGGAAGACUGUGCUACAGUCAUUCUUGCCAUGUGGAAUACUAAUAUUUCUUGGAGCAUACAGUGACAGAGUGGGACAGAGAAAAAUAUGUAUGCUGUUACCUAUCAUUGGCGAAUUUUUGACGAGUAUAGGCUUGAUUGUGAAUACUUAUUUUUUCUAUGAAUUACCCGUGGAAGUGGCGGCUGUGACUGAAGCUAUAUUUCCUGCAUUGACUGGUGGCUGGUUUACCAUGUUUAUGGGAGUGUUUAGUUACAUAGCAGAUAUAACUACGGAGGAACAAAGGACGUUGAGGAUAGGCAUUGUGAAUCUGUUUCACUCUGUAGGUGUGCCAGUUGGAGCAGCUCUUAGUGGAAUAUUGGUGCGAAAGAUUGGCUUAUACGGUGUGUUCUCAGUUAGUGCAACAUUGUACGUUUUGAGUUUCAUCUACUGUUUCGUGCGCAUCAAAGAGGUGAAGAAGUCCGAUACGUCUGUGAAAUCAGCAACCAAUCUCUGCGAAUGGCUGCGAAAUUUCUUCGACACUCGAUAUGUGAAGGAGACUGUUAUGGUGACCUUCAAGCAAGGACCGAACAACCGUAGACUGAGGGUCACUAUGCUGGUCAUCGUGAUGUGCGUUAUUAUUGGACCUAUUUAUGGUGAAAUGUCAGUAAUGUAUCUCUUCACGAGGUACAGGUUCAACUGGAACGAGGUGGAUUUCAGCAUGUUCUCUACUUACUCCAUGUGUACUUCAUUAGUAGGUACUUUAUUUUCGGUCGGUGUAUUUAGUCACUUACUGAAGUUUGAUGACGCCAUAAUCGGUGUUAUUUCAUGUACGAGUAAGAUUCUGGCAGGCAUUAUGUACGCUUUCGCUACAAAAACCUGGCAUAUUUAUAUAGCUCCAUUGAUAGAAGUAUUUAACGGAACGUCAUUCAUAGCGAUGAGGUCAAUGGUCUCCAAAUUGGUGGACAGAGAUGAACUGGGUAAGGUGAAUUCCUUCUACGGUGUAGCUGAAGCAAUGAUGCCCUUAAUCUACGCUCCCAUGUAUACUACAGUAUAUACGAGUACCAUCAAGACCUUCCCAGGAGCAUUCUUCCUUCUUGGUGGAGCACUUACUAUGCCAGCUGUUCUUAUAUUUUUGUGGUUGUACCUGGCAAACAAAAAACACAUUCAAGCAAACCUCGAUAAUGAAGCUAAACUUAGAGCUGAUGCAGAGAAGGUUGGCAUAGAAAACAAAGCCUACGAGACUGAUGAAACUGAGAAAAAAGAAAUUGGCAAUACGACAGACGAAAAAGAAGAAACUGUUCUACAAUCACAAAUAGAAAUGGGAUUUAUUGAAAGUAUUGUAAACAAUAGUAAGGUACAACACUAAGAUAAGAUAGAUGCCGUUAUGGGUGUAAAUAAAAUUAUAAAUAUAAUGAAACUUAAUAGAAAUUAUCAAGUGGGAGAUUAAGUAAAAAAGGAAAUGGCAGAUUAGUCUUAGGAAUGUAUUCAAUGCAUGACUCGAAAAUAUUAUUUGCUUUCCUUUGAGGUUCACAUGUUAGGAAUUCCCAGAACUAUUCAUAAAACAUGUUACACGUGAUGUUGUUUGUAAAAACUGAUUUAAUUGUGACUGUGAUGAUUAUAAUAUAAAAAAAUAUAUAUAUUUAGCUACAUCUAGCUUGCUUAGGUUUUCAAGCUUAUGUACUGUUCGUUUCUAUCGCCCUUAUACAUGUUAGUACAAGUGACUAAAUUCUGAAGAGAAAAUAUUUCAAUGUUCCUAUAUAAAUAUAACGACUAUUUGUUUAGAUGCUAAAUCAGUUUCUUCAUCACUUAAUAGGACUUCUUCCGCAAUAAUUUUACGAUGACGUUUAAAGAUUACUGACAAGAAUUUUAAUUAAGUGAAGCCAUGCUAUUCCUGUAGUACAUUUUUUUGAAGGGGAAACAUCAUCCAAUAAAUUUUUGCUCCUUGGGUGAGGCAGGAGGGAGUGUUAGAUUCUUACUGACAAAAAACCACUCCGUUCCUACUCCUGCCAUAAGCCGGAGUUCUGGUAGCUCGCUAAGCACAACUCCGUCCCCGUUGCCCCUAAUAAUAAGGUUUUAAAAAAAGCAAAAAAUUGUAAAAGUUGAAUUCGAAACAUCUGUUAGAACUUUCGAUGGAAGAAUGAAAAAAUAAUUGCGAUGUUUUUUUUGGUAGUGAUAUAAAAAAUACGGUGGGCUGGUCCUUUACGUACGAUCAGUCAAAAACGUUUAACCUAUGACUAUUAUGACUACUGUAUUAUUUACCUGAUGUUGUGUUUUGAUGUAGUAAAUCUAAAUUUCAAUUGUAAUGGUUAACGACAAUCACUUCGGGUAUCUUAUCUCUUUUAUAAAAAAAAACAUAAUUAUAUUUUAACUGACUUAUUAUAAAAAAUGACGUAUAUAAAAUGAUGACAUUUCAGAUUCUUUUCGUUUAAACCUUAGAUGUAAUAGUGUAUGGUACAAACCCUUUCAAGCCCCUUUUAGAAAUUAUUGUUUUAUUAACUUUUAAUGGCAGAUGAUUGCUUUGCAAAAACGAUCAGGCUAUACGAUUCACUGAUCGAUAAAAGUUAAAGCAUUUUUAAAUAAGCCUAGAAGACUAAAAAUCGAUUUUUCUGUAAUACCUAUUUAUGAAUCGUGAUUAAAAAGACGAAAGAGGAUUUGUAUAUUUCUGUUUUCAUCUUCAUCUACAUACCGAUUUUUAUUUCGUUUUAAAAAUAAACUUAUCGUGAGGCUGGCAGUUAUAUUUUUCAGAUACCUUAGUAAGUAGCAAGACAAAGUUUUGCAAACCCAAUGAAGUGAUAUAUUGUAAUGUAUUUAGUAAUAAGUUAAUUGUACGUAGUUGUUAUCGUUAUUAAUAUUGUGUGAGUACUUAUUCCAUGAAAAUAAAGAAAUAUUUUUAAAUUUU